UGCCUCCCGGAUUCCAGAUCGAGCUCGCUCGGUUCCGCUCCGCCGUCCGCACCUGGCACAAUGGCCUCCAGCUCGAGAUCUACUCCCGGCUUGGGUGCAGACGAGCACGGCCCAUCCACGGUUUGACCGCCUCACUCCACCGAUCUGCUGUUCUGCCUCACUCCGCCGCCUUCUUCCCUGCCGCAGUAAGUACUCAAAUCAGCGGCGACGGAACACACUCGCGAGGCGCACGUAGCUCGACGCCGCCGCUGGAACCUCCGUGGUUGACUGGACUCAGACAGCGCACGAUGCCGGACAGGAAAGGCGACACCCAGCUCGAGGACCUGCCCGAGGAGAUCAUGGACAUGAUACUCAUCCGGCUGCCGUCCAAGGACGUCGGCCGUUGCCGUGCUGUCAGCACGUCGUGGCGCAGUGCCACCUCUACGCCUAAAUUCAUGCUCGAACACCACCGCCGCCAGCGGUCGCUCCCCAUCAUCGACGGGGAUUAUGGGCCUGCCAGACUUGUUGUCUUCCGUGAUGCUGGUGCUGGUGCCUCCAGUCAACAGCUCUGGCCCUUCCUCCCGGGUGCCAAACACCGUUCUGGGAAUAGGCUCCAAGUCGCCUCUGAUGGCUUCAUCAUCAUCGCCAGUAAUACCCGGUGCCAAUUACGAUUCUACAUCUGCAACCCGACCAUCCAACAGCAUGCUCUCCUACCACAGCCUCAGUUGGGGAAAGAUAUCUGCAACAGCAUAAUCGGCCUCUACCAGCAUCAUCCAACCAGAGAAUAUAGGGUGCUAUGGGUCUCACAGGACUUGUCUGAAGACUCGGUAAACUUUUCUGAAGACUCGGAAAAUUUGGCUGAAGACUCGGAAAACUUGUCUGAAGCCUUGCUGUACGUCCUCACAGUGGGAUCCUAUGAACCGAGGCACGUCAGAGUCAGAAUACCAACAGUCUCGUGUCCUUCCGUGGAACAAAAGUUACUGAGUGGGCUGUCCUAUCGGUAUUAUUCUCCACCUCCACUACCAGCCCACCAUCAUGGCUGCCUGCACUGGUUUACUUAUGAUGACAGCAACAUUACGGGAGGUGCCAGAGACAUUAUUGUGUUCGACACAGAAGCCGAGUCUUUCCGGUGGAUGAACAGUCCUGUUAGUCCUGCGCGGAAUCUCUCCCAGUCGCUCUAUGAUAGAAGGUUGUUCGACAUGAAGGGGACGCUUGCUUUCUGUGGCGGCUCGCCCAGUUCCACCGCUAUAGAUGUUUGGGUGAUGCAGGACUAUGAGGCUGAAAUCUGGGUAUUCAAGUACCGGAUUGACGUGUCAACGGUGGAAGCAUCACGACAACUUUAUUUAACUUCUUUCAAAAGGAAAAGGAAAACACCGCUUGAUUUAACAGUGAAACAGUUCAAUGAGAUGGCUGUGCUCAAUGAGCGUGAGCUGCUGAUCAGGUUCAAUAAUAGAAUACAUGUGUUGCGCUGCGACAUUGAUGGCAAGUUCUUAGGUAUCGCGAACAUCGGGAAGAGUCAAUAUCAAAUGUUGCUUACUCACCAGCACCUCCAGGAGAGCAUUAUUCCAAUUCCAUCCCAUGAGAUGCGAGAAGAAGAUGAGGAGCCUUCAUUAUUCACAAGGCUUGUCUGAAUGUUCAAGACUCCUGGUUUGCUUUGCCAUUUGAUUCAGAUCAGGUCUUUUGUUCUUAGCCCCACUUGUUACGUAUACUACCAGCACUUAACAUGUCGUUUUGGACAGUUGCAGUAGCACCUGCAAUGUCAUCGUUUGGUGCUUAUUAUAAUGUCUUGAAUGACUUAUUAAUGCCCUGAACUAUAUGGUAUUAGAACCUUUUAUCACUGUU
Molecule: messenger RNA, 1821 nt
Organism: Aegilops tauschii subsp. strangulata
Lineage: Eukaryota; Viridiplantae; Streptophyta; Magnoliopsida; Poales; Poaceae
Product: F-box only protein 12-like
Molecular function (GO): protein binding
Source: RefSeq, a predicted model, not a curated record